This is a messenger RNA of Zonotrichia leucophrys gambelii, 939 nucleotides long. RefSeq names its product reprimo, TP53 dependent G2 arrest mediator homolog (gene RPRM). The coding region runs from base 250 to 663 and encodes 137 amino acids. The record is from RefSeq and is a predicted model, not a curated record. NCBI's taxonomy places the organism in Eukaryota, Metazoa, Chordata, Aves, Passeriformes, Passerellidae. The transcript has a single exon.
CCGUCCCUCCCUAUCUCCAUCCCAAUCCCCCUCCCCUCCAUCCUUUCCCUCCCUCCCGGCCCAUCCCGGUCCCUCCCGGGGCGGAGCAGGAGCGGAGCGGGCGGUGCCGGGCGGGCAGCGCGGCGGCUCCGCGGGCGCGGGGCAGCGCGGAGCGGCCAGGCUGGGCUCGCCUGGGCUCGGCACGGCUCCGCCCGGCCCGGCUCGGGCCGCCUGCAUGCGGCGGCGGCGGCGGCGGGGCUGCCGGCAGGGAUGAACGGCUCCUCGGCGGGGCUCCCGGCGGGGCUGAGCGGAUCCCUGGGGGCUCCGGCAGGACUGAACGGAUCCCUGGCAAUGCCGGCGGCCCCGAACGGCUCCUCGGCGGCGGCGGCGGGGCUGCUGGCGGGGGCCGGGGGCGCGGCGCUGGAGCUGGAGCGGGCGCUGCGCUGCUGCACCGCCGCCUCCGUGGUGACCGACGGCAGCGGCGCGGCGGCCGACGAGCGCAGCCUGUACAUCAUGCGCGUGGUGCAGAUCGCCGUCAUGUGCGUGCUGGCCCUCACCGUGGUGUUCGGCAUCUUCUUCCUCGGCUGCAACCUCCUCAUCAAGUCCGAGGGCAUGAUCAACUUUCUGGUCAAGGAGCGCCGCCCGUCCAAGGAGGUGGAGGCGGUGGUGGUGGGGCCGUACUGACCGCGGCGCCGAGCCCGGGCUGCCCGCCGGACUGACCGACGGACCGACAGCCGGACUGACCGACCGCCGGACUGACUGACCGUCCGCAGCCCUCCCGCGGACACGCGGGGUCCGCCCGGAGCUUUUCCUACUCAGAAACCCCAGGCGAAUGGAUGCCGGCGUGCCGGAGGUCGGGAGAUGCUCGGGGUGGCCGGAGCCGCCCAUCCCGGCCCAUCCCGGCCCGGUCCGGUCCCGCCGCCCGCGGCUGCCGAAGUAAAGCGUGCUCUGAUGGCAACA